CUGAUCUUGAUGUCGCCGGUAUCCAAACAACACACAAAUGGUCCAUUGUGUCGUUGACGGGCAUUGUGUCCGGCAAGGCUAUAGCUAUAGCAGCAGGCCAUUUGCAUCCCUUGUCAGUAUGUACCACGCAGGGGCUGAAGCUGCGGGACGGCGACCAAUCAGCCUUGCUUCCGCAACGGCCCCCCACACUUCGCUUACUCAGCGCGAGCUACGUGUCCACCAAUCCACUCGCUCGGUCCAGGCUCCACCGUCAUUCAGACUCCUCUCCACCCAUCCAGGCCCGAAAUGGAAUCCGGUUCCACAGCAUGAGCUCUGAUGCUAUUCUCUCAAGCGUCGCAUCCGUCUCGAGGCUGCGUAGCCUCGCUUCUAUGUCACGCAUGUCCUACCUACAUGUUCUGCUCACUCGGCUAUCGCUGGACAAUGGAAGGCAGCCAGUUUUCGGGAAGAAACGCCUAUCUAUCACUUCACUUCUAUUAUGUGCUCUUCACGAGUACAAUUGCCGUCUUUGUCCGGAUUAGGACGCCUGGGACCCACCCGCCGCGCUUUGAUCAAGUGAUUCGACAACAGGCAGUUAUCCCUGCGGUCAUUGUCAGCGCUUUUCUUUCAGUCUCGUCACAUUCGCAGUGUCUUGCUAUGCUCGUCGGCCAUUCAAGUUGGCCGAACCUGAUUAGCAUGGCCUCGAUUCCGUGCUUUGUGAUGAUUAGGUUGUGUUUAGCUCGCUGCGUUAGCUCGCUGCGACUGUGGCUUUGGGCUCCCUUAUCGCCACUAGGCGAUGACAGUCACAGCCAUGGAGUCGAGAGAAGAGGGUGGAACCUUGUCGCACAAUUCAUGCUUGCUCCAACAACCACCCCCACUCCCACAAUCCGGGCCGCACUCCCAUCCUAACUUGCACCACCACGCUCGGAGCUGCGACGAGGCACAUGCAGCUGAUGGCUUACAGCCAAUAUGCAGUCUAUAAGGGCCGCGGACACUCCGUAUCGGGUCGGUCCGCCAGCUUCAGGACUUUUACUCUAAAAAAUUAGCGGUUUGGGGUCACUUUUACUCUAUUUCCGGACCGGAUAAUCAAAA
This is a messenger RNA of Mycena citricolor, 1068 nucleotides long. NCBI's taxonomy places the organism in Eukaryota, Fungi, Basidiomycota, Agaricomycetes, Agaricales, Mycenaceae. The record is from the annotation of a GenBank genome assembly.